Hyalella azteca is the source of this 2528-nucleotide messenger RNA. Its product is annotated as zinc finger protein 665-like. The record is from RefSeq and is a predicted model, not a curated record. Gene Ontology annotation, molecular function: RNA polymerase II cis-regulatory region sequence-specific DNA binding; DNA-binding transcription factor activity. Bases 118 to 987 code for a protein of 289 amino acids. The transcript has 6 exons. Gene Ontology annotation, biological process: regulation of transcription by RNA polymerase II. Lineage: Eukaryota; Metazoa; Arthropoda; Malacostraca; Amphipoda; Hyalellidae.
AACUUCCUUUUCAUUGAUUGAAAAAUUUUAAAAGUUGAACCUUCAACUAAGCAAUAGAACAGAGUUGGACUACAUACAUAGAGCACCACUGACUCCAUCUGCACCAACAGGGAAGUGAUGAACUGUCCAGUCGGUAAAAUUAAUGCCAAUAUGGGUGCUGAUGAUGACAUCAGUCAACACUCAACAGGAACUGUGAAGACUGAGCCUCUUUUUGAGCACAAUUCAACAAUACCUAAGCGAGAAAAACUUGAAGUAUCAGAAGUUGAAGAAAGGGAUCUUUUUUCUACAGACGAUCUGAAGGGGUAUGACGCCUACAACAACAUAGCAGUGGAGGAGGAACCUCCCAGGCAAGAUGCACCUCUUGUUCCAGAUUUUCAGCAGCCAAUGCCUCAUGGUGGAGGUGAACAUCAAGAAACUGGCCCGUCUCUCCUGAACAAAAAUGCAGAAUCUAAAGGACCUGCCUUGCGUUCGAGACUCAGGCCUCGAGCAGUUGUGAUGACAGCGGCAGGCAACUCAGGCGACAGAGGCACAACUACAUCGAGUACCAGACGAACUCGAAGCCAACGAAACAGUGCCAGGCGAAUCCAGACGCAGCGAGCAACAGGUGAAUCAUCCGACUCUUUCAUGCAUUUGAGGCUGAGGACUCGCAAGAGCAACAGUUCAACCGAACUGCUUGAAAAUUCAUUAAAAACACUUGAAAAGAAGCAAUAUGUGUGCGCUAAAUGCAAGCAUGCUUACUGUGGAAAAAAGCCACUGAAGAGACACGAGAGAGUUCAAUAUGUGUGCUCUAAAUGCAAGAAUACUUUCUGUGGAAAAAUGGCACUGAAUAGACACGAGAAAAUUAUUCAUUUGAAACUAAAAACAUAUAAAUGCUCGACAUGUAACCGAGUUUAUACACGUAAAGAUCAUUUGACAAGGCAUGUAUCGUUUGGCCAAUGCCACUCAUUUGAAGCCGCGGUCCAACUGAAGUCUUUCUCCAGAAAAUAAUUAGUUUGUAGAGAGCAAUGGAACGCUAGGACCAGGUUUUCAAUGGAGUGUUUGAGACGCAUUCACCAUUAAGACGUUAGCAUAAUAACAGUAAACCAAGCCAUUGCCAGUAGCUUUCUUUAUUGUCUUGAUGUUAGCUCCCAACUUCGUCAGGUGUGUUUCGAAAAUUGAAUUCUUGAUUUAUGGGCUUUCCAUACACAAUCAUUCUUAUUGCCAUCUUUAAUUAAACCACAGCCCAAUGCAUAUAAUUUUUUUCAACUAUUGCUCCAUUCUCUGUGUGUGUCUCAGGAUAAAGGAUUGAAUAGUUACCCACUCAUAUAUGCAACUUUGUGUUCCACUAAUUAUUAAUUUUAAUAAGCGGAAAGAGGCAGAUGUCUCGCAUCACUUAUCAACUGAGGCUGACAUUCGCAUAGCAUAACCAUGUGUACUGUCGAAUUUCUAAGUUCAAACAGCAUGGAUUGUUUAAUGUGAAAUAUAACAUUUACAUGAGAUUUCAGUGAAUAUUUGGCUCAAAAUAAAGUUGUGCUAAAUUCGGCUGUGCUUGCCAGAGGAAAUCGUGCACACUUGUUUGUUUUUGGAGCUAUAGUUACCCAAGCUGUACAGCCUAGAAUGUAAAGGAUGUGACGAUUAUUUCUUUUCCCAAUUAUUUUUGAAUUUUGUAUUUCUACAUUUAAGAGGAUGAGGUUUUAAGUUUUUAUUGUGUAUUUGAAAUUUGCGAAUGGAUUUAUUUGGAUAUUCGAGAAAAACCUUGAAUAUUUUAUUGUGCAUUAGUAUUAUUUUUAAUUAUAAAAUCAGAUUUUUACACUAAAAGGGAUUGCUCAAAGCACAAUAGGUAUAUAGUAGCUAACCAGCCAUGUGUAAUGAUCGCGUCAGACGUUUCGGCGACUCUUUAUCAAAGGAAAUUUUUAAUGUGAAUGGCCAACCCAAUGAUCAAACGCUACAUCCCCAUAAAAAGCUCAUUUUUUUAAUUCCUUAGCAAUAGAAAGUUAAUUUGCGUCUCAUUACAGUCUCAUUACACAUACGACACACACAAAAUAUUAAAGGAACAUUUACGUAUCCUUUGUUUGCUGAAUUAUGAGGUCAAAUUGCAGUGAAAUGUGCCGGAGACUUUACCGUGCUGCAGGAUCUGUACACAAGUUCAUUAAUGAGAGAUACUCUUCAUUUCGGAACAGUUUAAGUUUAUUUUUAGGAUAUUAUAAUGUUGACUGUUAACCUAUCCCCCAGCAUAAUAUCUGAUGGAUGAAAUGUAGCAAUUAUGUUAUUUUUCUAGAUAAUUGUUGUUCAGGUCGCUCACCGCUGAUUGGGAAACCUCUGCCCUAUAUCAGACGCUUAAUAUUUCAAUAGCAUUGUGGUGUAAAUUUAUUGAAAAUACAGGGGUAAUAAACAGUUAACUUUUGCAACAUUUUUUGAUUUUUUGCUUAACGUGAGGAUAAAUUGUGAAGGCUUAUUCAUGGAUUUUCUCUUUGUUACAUUCAUUAAAGUUGUCCAAGUAUUCAUUUGCUGUCGUUGCUCCUAUUGUCAAUAAAAGUUUAUUAAUCGAA